Messenger RNA from Tarenaya hassleriana, 947 nucleotides. RefSeq lists its product as uncharacterized. The transcript has a single exon. Bases 40 to 678 code for a protein of 212 amino acids. The record is from RefSeq and is a predicted model, not a curated record. Lineage: Eukaryota; Viridiplantae; Streptophyta; Magnoliopsida; Brassicales; Cleomaceae.
CCAAACGCGAGAAAGUGAAGGAAAGGAAAAAAAAAAAAAAUGGCGGACGAUGACGUUUGGCAAUGCCUGAGGCACCCAUCGAAAUGGCGACGAAGCGGCGUCUGCCCGAUUUGUCUCCACGAACGUCUCUCAUCUCUCUGCCCCGACUGCGCCCACUCGCUCCCCUGCUCGUGCAGCUCACGCGCCGCCGUGUCUCCGUCUUCUUCGUUCUCCUCCUCCUCAUCCUCUCUCUUCUCGUACCCCGGCGUCUCCGGCGUCGGAUUGGACGGAGAAGAAGCUCCGUUCGUCGGGAUCGGGUCCGUUGGUAGAGUCGCGAGCCUCAUCGAGUGCGAGCCCGCAUUUCGGAGAUCGAAAUCCAUGGCGGUUCCGUUUGUCGGGUCGAGCAACCCGGAUCCGAACCCCGAAACCGGGUCGGGUAAGGGGAGGGACGGCAAGACGGUGUCGUUUUGGAGGAUGUUAUUGGGAAAAAGGGGAGAGGCCAAAACGGCGUCGUCUGCAGCGGCGAUGAUGAGGAAGUCGAGAUCGAUGGCGGUUCCCGACGCCGGAGAAUCAAGAUUCUCGCCGGCGGCGACCGGGAAGGGGAAAGGAUGGUACUUUCCGAGUCCAAUCAAGGUUUUCCGACAAUCCAGAAUGUCUAAGAUGGUGUUUCAGCAACGGUCUCCUUUGUACAGAGGUUGAACAAUUUUUAAUUUCCUUUUUUUUAUCCUCUUUAAAUUAAUCGUUUUCUUCUGACUCGUUAAUCGCUUGAUAAAUCGAUAUAUAUUCUCAGACAGAUGUAUUGGCAAGAAAGAGAGAUUGAUUUUUUAUGGAUUAUUAUUUUCUUCCAAUUUAUAUUUUUUCAAGUUUUUUUUUAUAUAAUCUGUAUACUGUUCCUAGUUAUUGUCUGUAUUUCGUCGCUUCUGUUUAGUUCCAAUGCUUCGAUGAAAUAAUAAUUAUAAUUAUAAAUC